Messenger RNA from Brachypodium distachyon (stiff brome), 1936 nucleotides. RefSeq names its product protein TIFY 6a. Gene Ontology annotation, cellular component: nucleus. Lineage: Eukaryota; Viridiplantae; Streptophyta; Magnoliopsida; Poales; Poaceae. Gene Ontology annotation, biological process: response to wounding; regulation of defense response; regulation of jasmonic acid mediated signaling pathway. The record is from RefSeq and is a predicted model, not a curated record. Bases 7 to 1503 code for a protein of 498 amino acids. The transcript is spliced from 7 exons.
GAAUAAAUGAGCGUGGGAGCGGGAGCAAACAUUUUUAGCGAGAGAGAGAGAGACGGAGGAAAAGCGAGAAAAGUCAAGCAGGCACCGCCCGCCGUAGGAGCAGAGAGCGAGAGAGGCCUCACAGAGAAAAAGUUUGGGCUCUCUUUCUGUUGGGCGAUUCUCGAGCUAGUGGCGGCGGCGUCUUCUUCGUCUUCUUCUUACAUGGAGAGGGACUUCCUGGGCGCGAUUGGGAGGAAGGAGGAGGAGGAGGAGGAGAGCGAGACGACUGCCUGCAGGGCGGAAUCAGAUUACCCGGCGGCACAGUGGCAGUUCCAAGCAAAAGCCGGCGCCGCUCCGGCGUUCAUGUCAUUCAGGGCGGGGGCGGGCGCCAGGGAGGACUCCAAGGAGGCCGCUCUCGACCAAUUCUCCUUCUCCGGGUUCCGGCAGCCACCGCCGGCUGUGCCAGCCGGCGAUUCCUUUGACUGCAUCAAGAAGCAUCAUGCCAGCUCCCCUGUGACGAUGCCUCAUCACCAGAGGCAGUUUGGAUUGGACGGCCAGGCCAGCAGCAACCCGCGGCAGUACGCCGCCGCGGUGCAUGGGCACUGUGCACAGGGCAUGGAUCCCUAUGCCGUGCCAGGCCAUCAUCUCCAGGGUGGAUCCAGGUCGUUCAACCAUCCGAUGUCGUUCAAUCCGGGCAAUCAGAUGGUCAGGGUACAGAGCCUCCCAACUGCUGCAGGCAGUGGUGUCCCGUUCAGGAAUCAGUAUUUUACUAACAACAAUGCCGUGGCUAGUUCUAAGGUCGGCGUGUACGGCGGCACAAGGGACCUACGGAACCCGAAGGCGCCACAGAUGACUAUAUUCUACAACGGCUCGGUGAAUGUGUUCGACGUCCCGGUCGACAAGGCUCGGCAGCUUAUGGUUUUGGCAAGCAGGGCGUCUAUUCCAAGCCCACCCACUGUAUCCCAGAGAUCUGAUUUGCCUGUUUCGGCUAAUGUAAAAGUUAUGGUGCCUGAGGUUUCACCUGCAAGGAUUAUAGUUCAGAGACCGGAGACCUCUGUGCCUCUUGUAUCAGGCAUUUCAAGUCCAAUUACUGUCGUCUCACAAGCUGUGACUCUCCCCAGGAGCACAGCUAUCCCAAACAAUGACAGUUCAGGUCCGGCAUCUGCAGCCAUAACCUCAGCUGUUCCUCCCGUAGCUCAGGCAUCAUCGUCCCAACCGAUGCCACAAGCAAAUGCUGCUGCAGAAGCUAUUGCGCCAAGAGCUGUCCCUCAAGCUCGGAAAGCAUCACUUGCUCGAUUCUUGGAGAAGCGAAAGGAAAGAGUCUCAAUCGUCGCGCCAUACCCAUCGUCGAAGAGCCCGUUAGAGAGCAACGACACCUUGGGUAGCAGCAGCACGCCAAGCAAGUCAUCCUGCACAGACAUUGCCCUGUCGAGCAACAACGGCGAGGAGUCGACAAGCAUAGGGCUCCCCAGGAACAUCAGCUUCGGCAGCGAGAAGUUCCCAAGCACAAAGUUGCAGAUAUGAAACGUGGCCACUGUCCAUAGUCCAUACUAUAGACUCAGCAAGUCAGCAAGAGCCUGCUGAUCGACAUAAAACCAGGCGCCUUCUCUUGUACUGCAUUCAACUGAUACAGAGGUGAUCUGAUCAUAAGAGGAGAUGAGGAUAUCAGAUCAUCAUGCGUUGAGUGCCCGUCUAGCUAUAGCUGCUCUUAGCAGGCAAGCUGUUUGACAUUGCAGGUUCGAGGCUGUUCUCGAUUAAAUUUUUGCCCUGCGCCAUUACCGUAGUGCACUUGAGCAAGGAACAUUGCUGGUUUUCACUAAGCUAUAGGUUUACAGAUUAGCGUAUGUAAUGGUACAGCUGGUUAUUACUAAGCUGUAGGUUUACAUAUUGGCUUAUGUAAUUGUGCGUACAAAUUCAAGAACAGAUGGAUAAAUUUAUAGGCCAUUUUUACACGUUA